AUGUCGCCCAAAGAGAUCCUGCCUGAGUCCUCGUUGGAAAUCUACUUGCGUUUCAACGACGACAUGGAGAAGGACUACUGCUUGCAGAUCACGUCGGAAACCGUGUUCCGCGACUUGUUCAAGGUGUUCCAGACCUUGCCCAUUUCUUUGCGCCCCAACUUGUUCUACGACCCCCAGCCCGUGCUGUUUGUGGUGCUGACCGCGCCAGGCUACUUGACGGAAGACGGCGCGUUGCUUUUCUCGUACGAGACCGGCCAAGAAAAAUACCAGAAGCGCGUGGCGCUUGACGACGUGGUGGCCAAGCAGUGCUGGCCCGGCCAGCUCGUGCUCCCGGUGUGGCGCUUCAACCACUUCGGGUACUACAUGUUCAUCUCCGCGUUGGUGGUGUGGCUCUACACGGACUUGCCCGACUUCGUGUCGCCCACGCCUGGCAUCUGCUUGACCAACCAGAUGUCGUACUUGCUCUCGUGGGCCGCGCAGAAGUACAACUUCAACCACAUCGCGGACGUGUUCAUCAAGGACUUGCAGGAGCCCGUGAACAUAGGCGCGCAAUGCGCCUUCUUCAUCUUCCACAUCGUGAAGGUGCUUGUGGUGUUUUUCCUCGUGUGGUCGGGCAUGUUCAACCCGACCCGCUUGCUCCGCUUGGGCCCGCAGAAGAAGCCCGUGGUCACCAAGGAAACCUUGAUCGCCUUGGGCUGGACCGGCUCCAAGCGCGCCAAUGCCGACGAGUACAAGGACGAGUACCGCGAGUAUAAAAUCAAGGAGUUUGGCGGCAUGGUGCCGGCUCACCAGGCGAGCGUGUUCACCAAGCUCAAGCACUUGGGCGUGUUUUUGGGCGACCACGAGGGCUUCAACACGCCCGUCAACCCCGCCAACAAGCUCAGCGACAUGUCCGACGACAAGUUCGUGUUGAGCUACGACUAUUUCGUGAAGCAGGGCGAGUUUUUUGAGGAGUUCACCGCCGGCAAGGACGCGGAGCAGAUCAACGAGGCCAUCAAGCAGUUCCGCCGCUACGGGCUCUUGCACUCGGGCGGCGUGAUUGCCGACUUGGUGCAGAAGAGAAAGGCUGCUGGCGACAGUAAGCUCGAUUGA
Molecule: messenger RNA, 1092 nt
Organism: Metschnikowia bicuspidata var. bicuspidata NRRL YB-4993
Lineage: Eukaryota; Fungi; Ascomycota; Pichiomycetes; Serinales; Metschnikowiaceae
Exons: 1
Coding region: 1-1092 (363 amino acids)
Source: RefSeq, a predicted model, not a curated record